Messenger RNA from Cuculus canorus (common cuckoo), 617 nucleotides. RefSeq names its product NADH:ubiquinone oxidoreductase subunit B1 (gene NDUFB1). The transcript has 3 exons. Gene Ontology annotation, cellular component: mitochondrion. The coding region runs from base 135 to 311 and encodes 58 amino acids. The record is from RefSeq and is a predicted model, not a curated record. NCBI's taxonomy places the organism in Eukaryota, Metazoa, Chordata, Aves, Cuculiformes, Cuculidae.
GGGGGGAGGUGGAGGGAGGUAAGGGCCCGCCUCCUCCCCCCCCUCCCCGCGCAGCCGGUGGUCUCUCCUGACUCGCUCCGCCCGUUGCCCUUGGCGCGGGCGCUGCGCUAGGCCCGGCGGCGGCGAGAGCAAUCAUGGUGAAUUUCGCCCAAGCUGUGCGUGAUCACUGGGUUCACAUCUUUGUUCCACUAGGAUUUGUGAUUGGAUGCUAUUUGGACAGAAGGAAUGAUGAAAAACUGUCAUCCUUCAGAAACAAGAGCUUAUUAUACAAAAGGGAGUUGAAGCCUGGUGAAGAUGUUACAUGGAAAUAAAGACUGCUGAUGGAAUGGGAAAUAUUUUUGUUUGACUUGUGAGAUAAGAUGAUAAAUCAAUGGAAGAGGGUUAUGGUUUUAUCUUAUGAGAAUAUGCAAAGGGUGCCUGCAGUCCAUCAGCACCAGUUUAAUUUGCAGUCUUAUUUUUGGAAGGUGGUUGAAUUACGUGACUAAUAUGUAUCCAAGAAUUCCAUUAGUCCAUAUGUGUUGAGAAACUUUAGUCCCCAGCAGUCGUUCUCUGGAGGCAGAAGAAAGAUUUAUGUAAUAAAGAAAAACUAUGCAAAAAUCAUUGGUGUUAUUGAUCUG